This is a messenger RNA of Acinonyx jubatus (cheetah), 2214 nucleotides long. It is a transcript of the gene RNF38, whose product is annotated as ring finger protein 38. The coding region runs from base 184 to 2040 and encodes 618 amino acids. The record is from RefSeq and is a predicted model, not a curated record. The transcript is spliced from 13 exons. Lineage: Eukaryota; Metazoa; Chordata; Mammalia; Carnivora; Felidae.
CCCCCCCCACCGCCGCCGCCGCCGCCACCGCCGCCGCCGCUGCCGCUUCCCGGCUCCGCCUCCUCCCCCUCCGGGAGCCGCCUCCGUCGCCACCACUGCUGCUGCUGCCGCCGGCCCGGGCCCAGCCAGCGCCCGCCCGCCGGAGUCGAGUCGCAGUCGGAGCCGCUUUCCGCGGCCCCCGCCAUGAGCGGAAGCGCCGCCGCCGCGGUCGCCGCCGCCGCCUCAGCAGCUGCGGCCGCCGCGCACUUCCAGCCUCAGUCGUCGUCUCCCAGGCCGGGCGCCGCCGAGCUAGGGCCCCUGCGCCGCCCGCGCCCCCCGCCGCCGCCGCCCCGGCCCGAGCCAGCCGCUGCCGGCCGCCUCAGCCCUCCGGGCCACGGGCCUCUCCGGGCGGGCUCCCAGGGUGGCGGCGCCUGCGGCCGAGCGCCAGGAGCAGGUAGUGUUGGUGCUUCUUUUCAGUGCCAGUCCAUCCAUCACGACCACAUUUGUCAUGAUGACAGUGACAAGAUAUCUCCCGGGGCCAAUUCAGCACCUCUACCUGGCCAUCCUAACAAGGUGAUUUGUGAAAGGGUGAAACUUCAGAGCCUGUUCCCUCUCCUCCCAAGUGAUCAGAAUACUACCGUUCAAGAGGAUGCUCACUUCAAAGCUUUCUUCCAGAGUGAAGAUAGUCCGAGUCCCAAGAGACAGCGCCUCUCUCAUUCAGUCUUUGAUUAUACAUCAGCAUCACCAGCUCCCUCACCACCAAUGCGACCAUGGGAGAUGACAUCAAAUAGGCAGCCCCCUUCAGUUCGAUCAAGCCAACAUCACUUCUCAGGGGAACGAUGCAACACACCUGCACGCAACAGAAGAAGUCCUCCUGUCAGGCGCCAGAGAGGAAGAAGGGAUCGUCUGUCUCGACAUAAUUCCAUUAGUCAAGAUGAAAACUAUCACCAUCUCCCUUAUGCACAGCAGCAAGCAAUAGAGGAACCUCGAGCCUUCCACCCUCCGAAUGUAUCUCCCCGUCUGUUACACCCUGCUGCUCAUCCACCCCAGCAAAAUGCAGUAAUGGUUGACAUACAUGAUCAGCUCCAUCAGGGCACUGUCCCUGUUUCUUACACGGUAACAACAGUGGCACCGCAUGGGAUUCCACUCUGCACAGGCCAGCACAUCCCUGCUUGCAGUACCCAACAGGUCCCAGGAUGCUCUGUGGUUUUCAGUGGACAGCACCUCCCUGUCUGUAGUGUGCCUCCUCCGAUGCUUCAAGCAUGUUCAGUUCAGCACUUACCAGUACCAUAUGCUGCGUUCCCACCCCUUAUUUCUAGUGACCCAUUUCUUUUACAUCCUCCUCACCUUUCUCCCCAUCAUCCACCUCAUUUGCCGCCACCGGGCCAGUUUGUCCCUUUCCAGACACAGCAAUCACGAUCGCCUCUGCAAAGGAUAGAAAAUGAAGUGGAACUCUUAGGAGAACAUCUUCCAGUAGGAGGUUUUACUUAUCCUCCAUCGGCCCAUCCCCCAACAUUACCUCCAUCAGCUCCCUUGCAGUUCCUAACCCAUGAUCCUUUGCAUCAGGAGGUGUCCUUUGGAGUACCUUAUCCUCCGUUUAUGCCUCGGAGGCUCACAGGACGUAGUAGAUAUCGAUCCCAGCAGCCAAUACCACCUCCCCCUUAUCAUCCCAGCUUACUACCAUAUGUGUUAUCAAUGCUUCCAGUGCCACCUGCAGUGGGCCCAACUUUCAGCUUUGAAUUGGAUGUGGAAGAUGGAGAAGUAGAAAAUUAUGAGGCCCUCUUAAACCUGGCAGAGCGACUGGGAGAGGCUAAGCCUCGAGGACUGACUAAAGCAGAUAUCGAACAGCUUCCUUCUUAUCGGUUCAAUCCUAAUAACCACCAGUCAGAGCAGACUUUGUGUGUAGUAUGCAUGUGUGAUUUUGAGUCAAGGCAGCUACUUAGAGUUUUACCCUGUAACCACGAGUUCCAUGCCAAGUGUGUCGACAAAUGGCUUAAGGCAAAUCGUACCUGCCCAAUUUGCCGAGCUGAUGCUUCAGAAGUGCAUCGGGAUUCAGAAUGACCAACCUAAGAGCACAAGUUUAGUUUGGGUGUUCCUCAUCACAUGUAUAUACGGACUAUCCAUUGAACUUAAUCUGUGUGGCUUCCAGCCCUCCCUUUACCAAAAGGGUCAAUGGACCUUUCUUUGCACUGUGUGACUUAAUCAACUAUAAAAGCUUACAAUUAGUCUUCACAA